AUCUUCUUUGAUAGCCAAAGAUUUAUUCCGAUCUAGUCACACCAGAUGAUGACCCUCCUUUGGCUAGUUUGGCUAGAUUGCUAUGUCAGCUGCAACAGCUACUAUUUGAAUGCAAUUUUUUUAGAGAAGGUCCUGCAUCAGUUACUUUAGAGAAGGUUCUGCUUUUUUUCAAGUUGCAGAUUUUUGUAAUCGUGAAACUUUAUAGAUUUCAUGAGUCAAGUAAUGAAUUGAUAAAGGAACCAGAUAUUGAUUUUGUUCUUAGUAAGCAAAACCAGAUAUUGUCAAAUGCCUUAGUUCUUUAUUAGUUUAACAUUAAAAUUUGGAAGUAACCACUAUAGAAAGGAACGACUUGUAAGCUUAUUAGUUUAAUAUUAGCUGAUUUUUUAAGGGUAGUUUAAUAUUAGCUGAUAGACAUCAGCUUAUUACCUUUUGUUUCUAUGUAAUCAUUAGUGUAAGUAGAAACCAAUUUGCUCCAAAGUUUUCUAUGACAAACAAUCUGCUCAAAUUAGUAAAAAAUCAUUUUGCUAUGCUUUUAAAUGUAUGGAAAGUUAUUAUGGCUACUAUAAUGAUAAUCCACUGUAAUAAUUCAAGCUGCAUCUAAGUACUCAUUUAUAGAUUAACCUCCCAUAUGUCAUAUUUCUUAGAGCAUCGAAGUUCCAGGAGUCCAGGACCCUUAUUAGUUGAUGGUCUGUUAUAUUCUGAUCAACACAAACAUUAAAGAUGCCCCUUGCAAUAUCCUUUAUACUGUCAACAAACCCCCUCAUGAAUAGUAAAUACUAAAUAGAGGUAAUAGAAAGAAUUACCGCUUGAACAAGUCUGCCAGCACUUCCCUUUGGUUCCUUCCAACAUGUCAUUGCAAGCUAACUUCUUUAUUUGGUCCUGGAGUAAAUCACUGAUUUUUCAUCUCUUCCCUUGAAGUAAGUGAGUGACGACCAUUUUUAGUUCUUCUGAUAACUGUUGUCUACAUUUGCGUGUGUUUUUGGUACUCUGUGAACCCCUUCUUCAUCCUUUCCAUUUGCAUUCAUCCUGAAAGAUCAUGAAGAAUGGAUGGCUGCUACCUUACCAUCCUCUCCAGGUGGUGGCCUUUGUUGUAUUUUUGGCCCUGGGAUUCAUGUUCUAUGGGUUCUUUGCUCCUUUUGUUGGGAAGAAGGUGUAUCAGUAUAUUGCUAUGGACCUCUAGACACCCCUGCAGCUGAUCCAGCAGAUUCUGGGGUUUUAAAGUCCAUAAAGUGCCUUAAAAUUCCUGAUAGCAAAAAGCUUGAUGGACUGAAGGAUUCUAAACUAGGAGAGGAGUCAACUUCACCAAUGCAUGAUGGAAUUAUGAUCAUUGGAGCAGGGGUUGCCACGAAUCUUUUUGUCAUGCUGCUUGUGUGUAUCUUUCUGUCAUCAUGGAGUCUUCAACUAGUCUUUUUCUCUGGUGAUCCAUUUGAUAGACAAUUAGGCUUGAUCAGAAAGAGAGUCUUCAUUAGUAACAUUUUCCUUCGUCUCCUUGUUGUACAUUAAACUGCUCUUGAUCGUUUCAUGGUGCUUACGGCAGUGUGGCAGUUGACAACAUAAGACAAGGAGUCUUCCCAAUAAAGUGAUGUCAAAGGAGUCCUAAAUGAUCUAGACUUUCAUUGCUACUCCUUUUUGGUAACAAUGAUUAUGAUGGCAAACCUUUUUAAACCAAAUCUACAUAUGUUCUUUUUGCGGUCUUCAUGUUCAGGGUGUAUAGGAAGCUUUCAAUAGAUGAUGUUCUUUAAAGUACUUUUUACAUGAUGUACUGUGUCUUUAAGGACCAUACUCUGUCAGAUGGUGACUUUCAUCAUGUUGUGUAUCGUCUGGGAGUUGGUUGAGCUUUGUAUUCCUUUGCAUGUUGUACAUACAUCAUUUUUUCUUGAGCUCGUAGUUGAUAUGACUCUGUAGAACUUUGAUUUCAUUGUUUCUUCAAUCUUCCUUCGUUAGAGCUUGUCUCUCAAAGGGUAAAUUUUUUUCAAGCUUAUGUAGACAUGUACUUUUCCUUAUGAAUGUUCUGAUGUACUCUUCAGCAUGCUUUGAAUAGACGAUCUUUCCUCG
Molecule: messenger RNA, 2055 nt
Organism: Lotus japonicus
Lineage: Eukaryota; Viridiplantae; Streptophyta; Magnoliopsida; Fabales; Fabaceae
Exons: 3
Coding region: 1048-1503 (151 amino acids)
Source: RefSeq, a predicted model, not a curated record